This is a messenger RNA of Penicillium riverlandense, 303 nucleotides long. RefSeq lists its product as uncharacterized. The transcript has 2 exons. The coding region runs from base 1 to 303 and encodes 100 amino acids. The record is from RefSeq and is a predicted model, not a curated record. Lineage: Eukaryota; Fungi; Ascomycota; Eurotiomycetes; Eurotiales; Aspergillaceae.
AUGCGCCGUCGCAGGUUCAACGAGAUCGAGUUCGAUCGCAAGCUCUGUUUGGCAGCUUAUCUGCGCGUGGAAGGAACGGUCGCCACGAGCCGUAGUCGGGGCGCGAUCGGUGAUUCGACGCGCGGGAUGCGACAGUCUGCAGCCUCGGAGGCUCGCGUCAGCACAGCGCAGGGCCGAGCGGUCACUGGAUUGCGGCUCGGCCACAACACACAACGCGACCGGCAUGCGCGAAGUCGCCAGAUGCGAAAACACGAAGAAAAAGCAACAUGCGACGAGUGCACGCGCAACGAGGUGAUUGAGUGA